UAGCAGCAGCCGCCUCCGGAGCUGAGUGGCUGUGGGGACAGCCCCGCUGGCGCUCUCCGGCGUCUUGUGUCACUGUCACUGAGGAUGGAUCCCUGCGCAGCCGGGUGCCGACCCCGCGGGGACCAGAGGCGCAGUCUCAUCUAGCAACUGGUCACCCUUGCAAUUAUGGAUAUUUAAAAGGAUCUGCGAGUGUGGAGGGGGAGUUCCCCUCUCCACUCCCCCUUGGUGCUUGACUUUAGGAAUAAUUUAUAAACUGGGGGAAAUUUUUGAUAAAAACUUUGUAAUAGAACUAUUUAUAAUUUUUGUUUUCAUUUUAGUGCCAAAAGAAAUUAUAUUAAUAUACAUAGUUUUAUACUGUUGUCCUGAGGAUUUAAAUUGCAAUCCUCAACAGGCCAUAUAUACUCUUAACUCCUCUUGAGGAGUAGCAUCUUUGUGUCCUGGCAUUUUCAGUUUUUAAACAGCAGUAUUAACUGAGUAUUCUGAAGAAGUAAGCAGUUUAAAAAUACUAGGAUGAGUUCCCUUAGCCCUGACUGCACAUCGAAGUGUCGAUCCCUGAAGCAUGCUCUGGACAUCCUUUCGGUGAUAACAAAGGGGAGUGAAGGACAGAUUAAGACUUUUCUCUCUAGUCAUUGUUACAACGCUGCAACUAUCAAGGAUGCUUUUGGCCGGAAUGCCCUUCAUCUGAUUUCCUCCUGUGGAAAGAAAGGCGUAUUAGAUUGGCUUAUUGAGAAAGGAGUGGAUCUCUUGGUGAAAGACAAGGAAUCAGGAUGGACCGCUUUACACAGAAGCAUUUUUUAUGGACACAUUGACUGCGUCUGGUCUCUCUUGAAGCAUGGUGUUAGUCUAUAUAUUCAAGAUAAAGACGGCUUAUCAGCUUUGGAUCUUGUUAUGAAAGAUAGACCCACUCAUGUAAUAUUCAAGGAUACUGACCCUACAGAUGUCUAUACUUGGGGCGAUAAUACAAAUUUUACCCUGGGCCAUGGAAGCCAGAAUAGCAAACACCAUCCAGAGUUGGUGGAUAUGUUCCCCAGAAGUGGAGUUUAUAUCAAGCAGGUGGUGCUUUGUAAAUUUCACUCAGUGUUUCUGUCCCAGAAGGGACAGGUUUAUACCUGUGGUCAUGGUCCGGGAGGACGUUUGGGACAUGGUGACGAGCAGACAUGCUUGGUCCCGAGGCUUGUGGAAGGACUGAGUGGUCAUAUUUGUUCUCAAGUCGCAGCUGCUAAGGAUCAUACAGUUGUAUUAACUGAAGAUGGAUGUGUUUAUACAUUUGGUCUAAAUGUUUUUCAUCAGUUAGGACAUAUUCCCCCACCUCCCAGUUGUAAUGUCCCCAGACAGAUGCAGGCCAAGCAUCUGAAAGGGAAGACAAUUAUUGGCGUAGCGGCAGGCAGGUUUCAUACUGUGCUCUGGACUAGAGAUGCUGUGUACACAAUGGGAUUGAAUGGGGGACAGCUGGGUUAUUUACUAGAUCCCAAUGGAGAGAAGUGUGUAGCGGCUCCUCGUCAAGUCUCUGCUCUGCAUCAUAGAGAUGUUGCACUCUCCUUGGUUGCUGCCAGUGAUGGGGCCACAGCCUGUGUGACCACGAGGGGAGACGUUUACUUACUUGCAGACUAUCAGUGCAAGAAGAUGGCUUCUAAACAACUGAAUUUGAAAAAGAUUCUUGUUUCUGGUGGACGCAUGGAGUACAAGGUAGAUCCUGAACACUUGAAAGAAAAUGGGGGUCAGAAAAUUUGUAUUCUUGCAAUGGAUGAAGCUGGAAGGGUCUUUUGCUGGAGAUCAGUUAGCAGUUCUCUGAAGCAGUGUCGAUGGGCUUAUCCACGCCAGGUCUUCAUUUCUGAUAUUGCUUUAAAUAAAAAUGAAGCUCUCUUUGUCACACAAGAUGGGGAAGGAUUUAGAGGAAAAUGGCUUGAAGAAAAAAGGAAGAACUCUGAAAAGAAAGUGGAGAUUUUAUCCAACCUUCAUAAUUCCUCAUCAGAUGUAUCUUGUGCCUCUGAAAUAAAUAGCAGUUAUGAAAGAAUUCGACUUGAGAAACUCACAUUUGCCCAUAGAGCUGUUAGUGUCAGCACAGACCCAAGUGGAUGCAACUUUGCAAUCCUGCAGUCGGACCCUAAAACAAGCCUUUAUGAAAUUCCAGUUGUGUCCUCAUCAUCCCUUUUUGAAGAGUUUGGCAGACUGUUGAAGGAAACAGAUGAAAUGGACAGCAUCCAUGAUGUGGCAUUUCAAGUUGGCAAUAGAAUCUUCCCUGCACAUAAAUACAUUUUGGCAGUGCGUUCUGACUUUUUUCAGAGGUUGUUUAUUUCAGAUACUGCUACUCUAGACUUUGCAGAUGUUUACCGUAAAGAUGAAGAUUCUGCAGGGUGCCAUCUCUUUGUGAUAGAGAAGGUUCGCCCUGACUUAUUUGAAUACCUUUUACAAUUUAUAUACACAGACACUUGUGAUUUUUUAACUCAUGGCUGCAAACCAAGAAUACACUUACUCAAGAAACCGGACGAAUAUCAGAACACUUCAAAUUCUCAUUUGAAGGAAAUGAAUUGCCAUCAAGAUAAUAAUCAGAAGUCAGCAUUUGAAGUUCAUAAGAGUAAUCAGUCUCAAUCAAUUAGUGAAAAGCAAAAACGAAAAUCUAAAUCUUCAAAAAAGGGAAAAAGUGUUGAGGAAGAUGAUCCCAUAAGAAUGUUGCAAAAUGUUGCAAAGAAAUUUGGAUUCAAUAACUUGAGUAGUAGGUUAGAUGGAGUCAGAUUUGAAAAUGAAAAAAUUAAUGUUAUUGUCAAGAAAACUGGUAAUAAACCAAAGCUUAGCCGGAAAAAAUGUUCAUUUCUGUGUGAUGUGACCAUGAAAUCAUUGGAUGGAAAGGAAUUUUCUUGUCAUAAAUGUGUUCUUUGUGCCAGACUUGAAUAUUUUCAUAGUAUGCUGAGUAGCUCAUGGAUUGAGAUGCCACCAGAAUCUCAAGAUGUGGAUUUUAUAUGUAAUGUUCUUGUGGUGGCUGAUCAGUUUCUCAUAACCCGAUUGAAAGAGAUUUGUGAAGUAGCAUUAACUGAAAAUCUUACCCUUAAAAAUGCUGCUAUGCUACUGGAAUUUGCUGCAAUGUAUAAUGCCGAACAAUUGAAACUGUCUUGUUUACAGUUUAUAGGACUGAAUAUGGCAGCUUUACUUGAAGCAAGGUCUCUUGAUGUUUUAAGUGAUGAUGUAUUGAAGGAUCUGUCUGUUUUUUACCGGAAAAUGAUCCCAGCAAUGGAUAGAAGGGUUAUUACACCUUAUCAAGAUGGACCAGAUAUUAGCUAUUUGGAAAUAGGAGAUACCUUUUUGAAAGAAGAAAUAACUUUGGAACAGAAUUAUUUGGAAGCUAUGAUCAAGAAGGCAAGAACAAAAGCAAAAAAGAAGCCACGUAAGCGGUCAGGUAGUUCUGGAGGUUAUACCCUUUCAGAUCUUAUUCAGAGUCCACCAUCUGCAGGAUUAAUAACUUCUGAAAAGACCUAUUCUGUGGAAUCUCUCCCAGAACUAUUGACAUCAGAUUCUGAAGGAAGCUAUGCAGGAGUGAGUAGUCCUAGAGAUUUACAAUCCCCUGAUUUCACAGCAGGAUUUCAUUCAGAUAAGGGGAAAGUUAGUAACAGCAUACCUCCUACGUGUUCUAAGGAGGAUGUAAGGCCCAGGGAAAAGUCGCCAGUUCUGAAAGCCUCUGCUCCACAGCCUGUUCCCAGACACUCAAGUGAUCAUAGAGGCUCUUCGUCCUGGGUGGUCAGCUCCUUCAGUCCUGUCAGCCCUCCUGUCGUGGAUCUUAGAGCCAUUAUGGAAAGAGAAGAAAGUAGACAAAAAUUUGGAGCUGCACCAAAAACAAAUUUGGGCAAAAUCAUUUCUCAUGGAAUAAAACUUUCUCAGAAGCAAAGAAAAAUGAUUGCAAUGACUACCAAAGAAAGUAAUUCAAGACUAAAUAGCGUGGAAACAGUUUUAACCACUCCUUCAAAAGCCCCCAAACCAGCAAAUGCAUGGACAUCUUCUCCACAUUCAGCUUCAUCCAAAUCAUUCCAGGAUUUUUUACUGGAGGAAAAAACAUCUAUUACUGGCCAUGGUUCAGGAGAUCAUGCUACAAAAAUCUGUUUUAAAGGAAUUGAAAAUUCCCAGGCUCCAAAAGUUAUAAGUCCUUGGCUCUCUUCCUCAUUGGCUAUUCCUUCAGUGGCCCCAAUCACCUUUGCAUCCAUUGUAGAAGAAGAGCUACAACAAGAAGCGGCUCUUAUCAGAAGUCGAGAAAAACCAUUGGCUCUGAUUCAGAUUGAGGAGCGUGCUAUACAAGAUUUGCUGGUCUUCUAUGAGGCACUUGGCAACCCUGAUGAGUUUGUCAUUGUUGAAAGGACACCACAGGGACCACUGGCGGCACCUAUGUGGAAUAAACAUGGAUGUAGACCACUGUGGAGUUGAAAUGCAUUUUUCAUCAUUGUGAUUGGAAAAAUCCUAAAUUGAAAAGUUAUGGAAAGAAGUUCUUACAUGUUUGAUAACAGGUCAUUAUAGAAUAAAAAAGCUUCAAAUUUCUUUAUUGUAGUUUAAGUAUAUAAUGUUUGUAUGAUUAAAAAGAAAUUGUGAUUUUAAUUUCUUUUUAUGUAAAACUUUGUGGAAGGAAAAAUUUGUUACAUUUAAGUAGAAUUACUUCUUCUGAUUAAUUUUAUAAAGGAAAAUAUGAAUUAUUAAAGUGUAAAAUGUGAGUGCUGCAUUAAAAAGAACUUUUCCAUUUGUUAAUUUGCUAUAAAUAAUUUAGAAGAUGUUUGCCAAAUACCUGUUGUCACUCUUUUUGUCAUAUGCCGUCGAUGAGCUUAAAGUAGGGGCACUUCUCACUUUCCUGAUCUGGAAAGAGCCAGAGUUUUGUGUAGCUUUUAUGUCUCGACUGUUGUAUUUUUAAAAUCUAGCUAUGAAUGGUCUACGUCUAUAUAAAGCUUAAUUUGCUCAAAUGUUAUAUUGCACUUUGGACAGCACCUUCUCCAUUUUGCAUUAAGCUGUGGAAUAGAAUGGAAGUUAAUAUAAAUUCUAUUCUAGAUAGCUUAGGCCAAACAGUAGUUUAAGAUUUAGUGUCAUUACAUUUUUUUAUUUUGAUUUUGGGGGGAUGAUUCUUAUUUGUGAGAAAAUUAAAUUCUCCCAAGUGCUAAAUUUUUCUAUAAUUGCUUAUUUAUCCAUACAUGAAUAGCUUGGAAGAAGAUUGGUUUAUGAAGUUUGAUUUACAUGAAGUUAUAUAAUCAGCAAUUCUCUGAUUCUGGGUUAUCUGAAUAGACAAAUAAUUGCUUGUUUUCUUUGCAGUGUGCUGUUUAGUUUGUUUUUUGAGUGGUUAACUUUUAAAAAACAAAUAAUAAAUAUGUGCUCCAUCAUCUCGACCAGUUGGCAUGAUUGUUUUAGAUUCUGGAAGAUAAGUCUAGGGGAAUAGACAGGGAAUCAGCAAAGUUAUAAUUCAGCUAAUGAAAAUAAGGCUUUAUUUCAGGUUUAACGCUAUUCAAAAAGCAAAUGUGUAAGCAAAUGUGCAAUAAAAAGGAACCUUGAUCCAUUUCA
Echinops telfairi (small Madagascar hedgehog) is the source of this 5520-nucleotide messenger RNA. RefSeq names its product inhibitor of Bruton tyrosine kinase (gene IBTK). Gene Ontology annotation, molecular function: protein kinase binding; protein tyrosine kinase inhibitor activity. The coding region runs from base 511 to 4407 and encodes 1298 amino acids. Gene Ontology annotation, cellular component: cytoplasm; nucleoplasm. The record is from RefSeq and is a predicted model, not a curated record. Gene Ontology annotation, biological process: negative regulation of protein phosphorylation. The transcript has 28 exons. Lineage: Eukaryota; Metazoa; Chordata; Mammalia; Afrosoricida; Tenrecidae.